AUGUUAUGUCACGUGAUACAAGAAUCGGCGGCGGGCUGCGACGUAGGAGUAUCGUUUACGCGAAAGAACGGUCGCUUCCUGAAUUUACCUGCUUCUACUCCUGUCUUUGUCCUUUCAACUCUGUUGCCUGUGUUUUCUCGCAAUUUUUGUGUCCACGGUAUCAACGCGCCUAUUGCAUUUUUCGUGCCUCUGCCUGUUCUGUUCGUUACUUUAGAAGGCAUCAUACAUUAUCCAAUACCUGAAAUGCAGCUUUCUCCUGAAUGUCGCAACUCCAUAAACUUUUCAGAUUUUUGGGAAAGUAUCGAUGAGCCGUCUCUACAAAAAUUUUUGGUUUUUCGCCUUUCUGCUGGUGAUUUGAAUGAUGAGUCUGAAGAACAUCACCGAUACAUUACUGAACUGAAAACCAUCAAGAAAUAUUAUGCUGAAGCCUCUGAAAUGGGUAGAAAUAUUUCUAAAUGGAUAAAUCGGUUUAAGUGGGAAUCGGUGCGUCCUCUCUGGGAAUCGGACGUCUCAUUACGUCUUUGA
This is a messenger RNA of Paraglomus brasilianum, 525 nucleotides long. NCBI's taxonomy places the organism in Eukaryota, Fungi, Glomeromycota, Glomeromycetes, Paraglomerales, Paraglomeraceae. The record is from the annotation of a GenBank genome assembly.